UAUGAAUGGAAUGAUUAUUGCAAGUAUUAGAAUUAUGCAAAAUAUCUUAUGAUUUUUUAAUAUAUCAAAAAUCAAACUUACAAAUGAUCUUUUAGUUAUAAAUUAUUAUUUAUUUAAGUUUUAUUUUCAAGGAUUCUACUGUUUUUGUACAUUGUACACAAACUUAUAAUUAUUUGUUCUAUGAUUAUAAAUAUUCACAAUUGGUUAUACAAGUUUACAGCAAUUUAGGAUUAAUUAAAAUGUUGAAGACAUUUAUUAAAUAUCACAAAUGAGAAUUUGAAGCGUAAAUAAAAAAAUAAAGAAAAAAAAAAAAACUGAAAAUUAAAAAAUCAUCAUAAAAAUGAGUUCUAUUAAAUAUCGUCAAUUUACAGGAACUUUUAUGAUAAUAAGAAGUAUGGCUACUGUAAAAAGAUUUUAUCGAAGAACUAACAUUUUAUCAAGUGGUGGAAAAUUUGAAAUAACUUUGGAUCAAAGAAAACUUAAAACGCCUAAAGGGAAAAUAUUUGAAGUAAAUAAUAAAGCUUUAGCUUUAGCAGUGGCAACAGAAUGGGAUGCACAGAAAGAUAUUGUCGAAAAAGAAAAUAUGCACUUGACAGCUUUAUGCAAUACUGUAUUGGAUAAUCCAAACAAUCAGACCAAAUUAGAUAUAGUGAAUUAUAUUACAAAUUGUUUAGAAAUAGAUACAAUUCUGUUUCAUUCCAGUGAGGUAGAUGAUCUAUAUAAGUUGCAAGUUGAGAAAUGGGAUCCUUUAGUGCAAUGGUUUUGCGAUCAUUAUAAAGUAAAUAUUGUUAAAACCCAAAGUAUAGAUACACCUACAGUGCCACUAGAAACGAAAACUAUUUUAACAAGACAUUUAUCGUCGUAUGAUUUUAAUGCUGUUCAUGGUUUUUUAUAUGCAGUUAAUGCACUGAAAUCGGUGAUUCUUACUUUGGCUGCUAUUGAAAGAGUAAUUAACGUUGAAGAAGCUGUGAAACUGUCCCGCUUAGAAGAGGAAUAUCAGAUUUCACACUGGGGAAACAUUGAAUGGUCUCAUGAUCUCAGUAAAUAUGAUUUACAAUCUCGUGUAGCAGCUGCAGUUCUAUUUGUACAUUUAAAUUCAUACUUUGUCACUUCGCUACCCAAAGGAAAUAAAAUUCUCAAUAGUUAAACUAUUCCUUCCUGUGGAAUAUCAAAUUAUUGAUUAUUUAAUUUAAUAUAUCAACAAGGUUGAUAAAUUACUAGAAAAACGUUUUUCCACUGCUACAGAACAAUCCGGACCUGUCCAAUCCUUUGUGCAUAUGCAACUAAAAAAUAGAUUAUGUAAUUCAUGGAAUGACGAAUACAUUCGUUACGGUGGCAUUCUCCUACGCCACGUCCAGUGGCUGGACUAGAACUGGUUACAGGGAAGACCGUAUCCUUCGUACGCAAUUCGAUAUCAAAUAUACAUCCAGAGAAACCAGUGUGUAAAGGUAGAUCAUGUGGUAGCAUUUCAAAAUUUUUUGAUUUGUGACCUCCUAUAAAAUACUUAGAAAAUGUCAAAUGGUACGAUCUAGGAAAGAAUUGAAAUAUGUAUAAAUUAAAAGAUCAGAUUUUACGAAGAAUAAGAUGCAAACCGAUGUAAAGUAUAGGAGACACGUCAAGUUGAGACAUAACGCCAGCUGCUUGCCCGGUAACAUUAUCUGUACCAUCAAUGGCAAGCCACGCAUCUCUCCCUUUUCUUCCAAUAUGUAAUGUAUGUGGAUUAUGACUUUUUAUUCCUGGUGCUGCUGCAGCCGAUACAGAAGCUAGGGGUGUUUUUGUGAAGAUUCUGCGUACGCCUAGAUAAAUAUCACUGCACAAAUGAAUGAUAAUUGCACUAAUAGGAGCAUAUGCUCCGGUGCCGUUGUUAAUUGUUAAUACCGAUUUACCUGAACCAAGAUCCCAGGUUAACAUAAUAUAACCACGUACAUACGUUAUAGAGAGAUGAUCUGAUAUUUCUUGACGCGAACCACUUUGUCCUAAAUAAGCUAUGAGAGAUAUUUGAUCUAAAGUAUGUGGAA
Messenger RNA from Vespa mandarinia (Asian giant hornet), 2018 nucleotides. Its product is annotated as ATP synthase mitochondrial F1 complex assembly factor 2 homolog l(2)k14505. The record is from RefSeq and is a predicted model, not a curated record. NCBI's taxonomy places the organism in Eukaryota, Metazoa, Arthropoda, Insecta, Hymenoptera, Vespidae. Gene Ontology annotation, cellular component: mitochondrion. Gene Ontology annotation, biological process: mitochondrial proton-transporting ATP synthase complex assembly.